AUGGCGCCCUGCGGCUUCGGGCCCGUGCUCGACGCGCUGAAGGCCGCGGACCUGGAGACGGAGGAGUCGGUCGCGCACGCCGGCUCGUGGCUUGUCUGGCGCAUCCGGAGGCAGACCCGCCACCCCAGGCUCUCCGAGGCGUUCCCGGACGGCUUCUUCAUGGUGACGGAGUGCGACCUCGCACUGACGGGCCUCGGCGUGCCGGAGGAGGUGGACAGCUGCCGCGCUGCGCUGCCCCCGCUGUCGGGCGUGCUCGGGGAGCCCGCGGCGCUCGAGGCUGGCGGCGCUGGCGGCAAUGCGCCGCUGAGCCCCAGCUUCCGGCACGGGAUUCUCGAGGAGCGGCUGCAGCCCCUGGGCGUCGCGGAGGCGCGGAGGCUGCUGUCCGAGGUCUCCCGGCGGCGCCUGCGGCUGGCAGCGCCGUUGCUGGUGGCCGUGCAGGGGGAGGCGGCCAACGACCCUGCGGGCCCCGGCCGCCUGAUCACGUACAUGGGAGUCCAGACCGGGGAGGCGGAGGGCAAGGAGAACGGCGCCCCGGAGCCGUGGGGGCCCAACGUCCGCCAGGCCAUCCGGGUGUCGCGGCCUCGCUUGGCCUCCGACGCGACCAUCGGGGACGCCCUGCUGCGGUCCCGCAGCUGUGCGAAGGGCGGCGAGGUCCGCCUGCGCGCGCGGUACGACCUCAGCAUCGCCCCCGAGCGGGGCAGCAGCGGCGGCCUGUGCGGCGCCUGGGCCGGAUGCCUGCCGGCCGAGCUGCUGCCCGGCCCGUUCAUCUCCCUGGCCAUCUCCUGGGGCAUGCCGCGGGAGCGCGCCGAGGCCGCGCCGCUGCUGCAGGGCCCCGCGGCGCUGAGCUCGAGCGCCGUGGUGCACAUGCGCUGCAGCGACAGAGGCGAUCGCGGACGCCGUCGCGUCGUUCAUGCAGGACCACGGCGCCGCCACAACCUCCGGGAGGGCAGCCUCGCGGGCGGCGGGGGUGGUACCAGGGUCGCCCCGCGCGCCACUCCCGUCCGCGCCGCCAGCGCCCCCCCCGCUGGCUCGGCCCGCGAGGAGCGCCCUGGCCGGGACUUUGUGGACCGCCUGUGGCUGGACGCCGCCGCGCGCUGCGCCAGCGCGCAGUGCCUCGUGGAGCUGGUGCAGGCCGUGCUCGCGUGGCUGGGGCGCCCCGGCAGCGUGGCCCCGUUCGUCCGCAGGGAGAACGGCACCGAGGUGGCGGAGCUGGUGCGCACGGCGGUGAAGAUAUCCACGCUCCGGCGGUACGCCGCCUCGCCCGGGGGGGCGCAGUUGCAGGACUUGGCCGCCAGCUGGGAGGAGCGGCGGCGGCAGCUGUCCACGGUGGAGGCCGUCGCCCCGCUCGUGCUGGGCAUGGGUGUGGAGUGCCUUCGGAGGGACUUCGUGCACGUCAUCACGCGCCGUGGCUACAUCAUGCCGCAGGACCUGGACCACUUCACGGACGCGUCGAGGCCCGUCGAGGUGCAGGUGGACCGGCUGCAUUGCCUGCACCGCAUGGCGGAGCUUGCGCUCAUGUGCACCAGGCGCAUGUGA
Molecule: messenger RNA, 1536 nt
Organism: Prorocentrum cordatum
Lineage: Eukaryota; Dinophyceae; Prorocentrales; Prorocentraceae
Source: the annotation of a GenBank genome assembly